Messenger RNA from Gilbertella persicaria, 531 nucleotides. RefSeq names its product mitochondrial outer membrane translocase complex, subunit Tom20 domain-containing protein. NCBI's taxonomy places the organism in Eukaryota, Fungi, Mucoromycota, Mucoromycetes, Mucorales, Choanephoraceae. Gene Ontology annotation, biological process: protein import into mitochondrial matrix; tRNA import into mitochondrion; protein targeting. Gene Ontology annotation, cellular component: mitochondrial outer membrane; mitochondrial outer membrane translocase complex. The record is from RefSeq and is a predicted model, not a curated record. The transcript has 4 exons. Bases 1 to 531 code for a protein of 176 amino acids. Gene Ontology annotation, molecular function: transmembrane protein transporter activity.
AUGAAGACUUCUACUGUUGCUUUGAUUGCCACAGGUGUACUUACUACCUUGGGUCUUGGUUAUCUCGUCUAUUUUGACUCUCAAAGACGCAGUAACCCCGAGUUCAGAAGACAGUUGAGACGUGAACGUAAAAAGGCAGUCAAGGAAGCCAAGGAAGCUGAAAAGAGUUCAACUGAAUCCAAGUUAAAAUUAAUCGAAAGAGUGAUUGUUGAAUGUGCUAGAGAAAACUAUCCUACUUCACCUGAACAAAAGGAAAAAUACUUCAUGGAACAAGUUGCAGCAGGUGAAGCUUUGUGUGGACAAGGUCCACAAUAUUAUGAUGAUGCUAUUUUGCCUUUCUAUAAGGCACUUAAGGUGUACCCUGCACCUAUGGAAUUAAUCAUGAUCUACCAAAAGACUAUUCCUGAACCUGUAUUCCAAACUAUUGCUUCUAUAUUAGCUAUUGAACAAAAGGCUAUGGAAGGUCAACAAACAGAAACACCUGAAGCUGCUGCUGCUUCUGCUACUGGUGUUGAUAUUGAAGUCGAAUAA